This is a messenger RNA of Pangasianodon hypophthalmus (striped catfish), 2030 nucleotides long. Its product is annotated as rhodopsin. Bases 289 to 1353 code for a protein of 354 amino acids. Gene Ontology annotation, molecular function: G protein-coupled receptor activity. Gene Ontology annotation, biological process: visual perception; phototransduction; G protein-coupled receptor signaling pathway. Lineage: Eukaryota; Metazoa; Chordata; Actinopteri; Siluriformes; Pangasiidae. The record is from RefSeq and is a predicted model, not a curated record. The transcript is spliced from 5 exons. Gene Ontology annotation, cellular component: membrane; photoreceptor outer segment.
AUAACAAAAUCUUCAAAUGAUGUCUUCUGUCCUUCAGUGUCUUAAGGAUUAGUCACUUUCUUUCUGACCUUGCGCCCUAUUUUACCAAAUUACACUAAUCUCCCACUUUCGGUGAGGUUAAUCCCUCAGGAGGGCGGAAUAUAAGAGCUGCUCAGUGUCCUGGGGAGUUGAUCACUUGUUCUCAGGGACUGGCCCUUUCUCCACAUUAUUUAGAAUUUGAGGAUUUUUUUUUUUUUUUUGCUUGUUUGCUUUUUUUGUCUGUUCUUGUGUUCCCUCCUGUAUUUCAUCAUGAACGGGACAGAGGGUCCAAACUUCUACGUGCCGAUGUCCAACAAGUCGGGUUUGGUGCGCAGCCCGUUCGAGGAGCCGCAGUACUACCUAGCCGAGCCAUGGAAGUAUUCGCUGCUAGCUGCCUACAUGCUCUUCCUCAUGAUCACUGCCUUCCCAAUCAACUUCCUCACUCUCUACGUCACCGUGAAACACAAGAAACUCCGCACGCCCCUCAACUACAUUCUUCUGAACCUAGCUGUUGCUGGCUUGUUCAUGGUCUUCGGAGGCUUCACGGUCACACUCUACACCGCCCUGCAUGGUUAUUUUGUCCUGGGUGUAACAGGGUGCAAUAUUGAGGGCUUUUUCGCCACCAUGGGAGGUGAGAUUGGCCUGUGGUCCCUGGUAGUUUUGGCUAUUGAGCGCUACAUUGUGGUGUGUAAGCCUGUGUCCACAUUUCGUUUUGGAGAUAAGCACGCCAUCAUUGGAGUUGGCUUCACUUGGAUCAUGGCCCUCACCUGUGCUGGCCCACCACUUCUUGGCUGGUCCAGGUAUAUUCCAGAAGGGAUGCAGUGUUCAUGUGGAAUAGAUUACUACACCCCAAAGCCUGAAUACAACAACACAUCGUUUGUCAUCUACAUGUUCAUCCUCCAUUUCUGUAUUCCACUCCUGGUCAUCUUCUUCUGUUACAGCCGCCUUCUCUGCACUGUUCGCGCGGCCGCAGCUCAGCAGCAGGAGUCGGAGAGCACUCAGAGGGCAGAGAAAGAGGUCACCCGAAUUGUGGUCGUUAUGGUGAUCGCUUUCCUGGUGUGCUGGUUGCCGUAUGCCAGUGUUGCAUGGUACAUAUUUGCCAACCAGGGCUCUGAGUUCGGACCUGUUUUCAUGACCGUGCCAGCGUUCUUCGCCAAGAGCGCUGCCUUUUACAAUCCCGUCAUCUACAUCUUCCUCAACAGACAGUUCAGGAACUACAUACUGGUCACCCUGUGCUGUGGAAAGAACCCGUUCGGUGAGGAUGAGACCAGCACCACGUCCUCUACAAAGACCCAGUCCUCUGUGGUCACCUCAAGCCAGGUGGCCCCUGCCUGAACCUGUGACCUCUGACCUCCAGCCCUUUCAACCACACCCCCAGUGUACCUCGAACACCAUCAGCGAAGUAGCCUCCUGUUGGCUGACCUUUAAACGGCCAAUUGUCUAUUCUCGACUUUACAUUUAUGUUUAGUCUCCCAUCAAGCAGUUACUUCUAUACAGUUUGUUUCUGGAUUGCUGUUGUGUGAUUGUAAUAUGCACACUGGAGCCUGGCAUGUCGUCUAAUGUAGGUUUUAAUGGGAACAUGUUCAGUUGAGUUAUGCAGAGCUUUGAUACUUUCCAUUUGUUUUCACUAUCAUUAGCCCCCCGGGCAUCCUCCCUCAUUUUGCUUAUUAAAAGUUAUCAGGUUAUUAAAUAAAUCUGUAGUUUACACUUUUAGAGUGAACUUUGAAGCCCUGCUCCUUAUCCAUUACUCACCGUGUUGUGGCCUGUGACGAGUGAAUGAUGUGAUAAAUGGGUAGAAUGCCAGACAGCUGUGAGUCAUGAGAAACAUCUGGAGUCACAGGUUCAUGGAUGUCACAUUCAGCCUUUGGGAUUCUAUUUGUGCUUGGUGCAUUUGGCUCAUUGUUAGAGGAAGUGUUAGGAUGCGAGUGUUACCAUUUGAAUUGUCGUGCAGUGUGAAAUAAUAAAAUAUAAGGAGAAGAAAAAGAUCUGUUUUGUCCUCAUACAGCCCACUU